Zymoseptoria tritici IPO323 is the source of this 510-nucleotide messenger RNA. RefSeq lists its product as uncharacterized. The coding region runs from base 1 to 510 and encodes 169 amino acids. NCBI's taxonomy places the organism in Eukaryota, Fungi, Ascomycota, Dothideomycetes, Mycosphaerellales, Mycosphaerellaceae. The transcript has a single exon. The record is from RefSeq and is a predicted model, not a curated record.
AUGUGGACCACCAUCACCCGGACCGCAUCGGCAACUCUCUCCUCGAUCUCCGCGACUCCGACCUCCGUCUGCGCCGCUGCGCCGCCCGCCCACGGUUUCUGCCUGCCCGUCAUCGAACAGAUCCGUUCCGGGGUAACUUCUUUGUUUCUGGUGAUCCUCGCUCUCGUUGGGGUUAAAUACCCUCGCAACCCCAAAGUUCGUUUCGGGCUCGCUCUCGCCUCUGGUGUUGGAAUCACCACCCUGGAUGGGAUGGCCAUUCACUGCGUGAUCAUUGAUCACUGGCCGUCGGUCAUUCGUUUUUUCGCGGCCUUUACGGCGAUGGUGGUCGAGCUCCUCCGGGAUUUUCUCGAGAUUCGCGCGGAGCGCAAAGCCGCUGGCUGCGCCGCCAAGCGUCUGGAAGAGCAGCGCGGAGUCGAGUCGGUCGAGUUGGCGGUGUUGGGCGCCCACACCACGGGCCUGCGGUCACAUGCGGCGGCCGCCACCAGGAUGGUCGUGAGCGAUCCCAAUUAA